AUGAAGUUAACUUUGUGGUUAUCAGUUUGAUUAGCUAUUAUUAUUUUUUAGUAUUUUUGAAUAAGAACAACUAAGUCUAAACGACAUGAUAUACUAUUAUAAUGAGUUUUAUGUCUCAAACAAUUUCAAAAAAUUCGCUGCGCAGCUCGUUGAGUACAGCUAAACUUAAGUCAAAGCAAGGAACUAUUACUGAAUUAUUUAGUCGUCAGCUGACGAAUACCGCGUCAAAUGAUGCAGCAGAGACAUCAAGCAAUAAUAACACCAACAAUAGCUGCAGUGAUUCUGGAAAAGGGAACUCAAAUGAAGGUCAAAAUGAAGUAGAAGAUGAAAUAAUUUAUUCUUCUCAAGAAUCACUCAGUAAGAUCUCUCAAGAUGUGACAAUAAUUGACUCAUCUCCUAGUAGCUCUCCAGAGAAAGAUUUGAGCCGUAUUAAAUCUUUGGAGAGAUCUAGGUCAGAUGUUAUUAAUAUAUCUUCUACUGUCGAAACACCAGAUGAGGCAGGGAAGAAAUUUCAAAAUGUUUCUUCCUUAGAUUCUUCAAAUAAUAGAAUACAAACAAAGAAAAAGAGGACUGUUAUCAUUUCAAGUGAUGACAGCUCUCAUGAUGAAAGGGUUUCACCUAAAAAGGAAGUGAAAAAGACAUUUCUUUUGAAGAAGCCAAGUAGUCUAAUUUCAUCUAAUCCUUCCAAGGCUGGCCUAUUUGCAACACCUCAGAAAAAAAUCAUUAGAAAAAUAGUUGCCGAUUCUCCAAAAAAAGUUCAAAAUAUUGAAACUGAUGCUGUCUCGAAGACUAAUGAAAAUAAGAUAGUUGAAAAUAAUUUGAAAAAAAAAAUUCAAAAACCUUCUAGAAGUACUACUGGUAAAACUUCCAAUGAAAUAUCAAAUGGGAAUACGGGUGAUUGUGAGGAUUCUGUUGAUGAAUGCCUGGCCACAUGGUUGGAUAGUAUGUCAUCUCAUCCAGCAGUUUUGAGUAAACUUCCUGCUAAAGCUAGUGAAAAAGAUCUGCGUGAUAUUUAUAAGGACCUUGAGGAUUGUGAAUAUGAAAUAAUGGAUAAAGCCUUCUCAAUUCUUGUUAAUCUUCCAUCGUUUGUAUCUGAAUUAAUCCCAAGUUUGAAAGGGGAUAGUGCGCUUUUGAAAAAGCUUCAAGUAUUUCGACAAAUGAUGAAAGCUAAAAUGAAACGAACUAGAUUACUUUUAAGAAACAAAACCAAAACUCAGAAAGAUUCCUUUUUGGCUAGUUCUAGUGAUUUAAAUACAUCAAUUGAAAGUGACUGCUUACCUGACUCUAAAACAAGUUCUAUAAAUAUUUCAGAUAAUAAUGCUGUAAAUGAAACUCCUCCAUCACACCAUUUUAGCGGCAGUAAUAAUAUUAAAAAAAGUAACUCUUGUGUUUCACCUAAAAAUAUUUAUUCAGAUUUUUCUUUAAUGAGAAGCAGUAAGCCUGGUAGCAGUGUUUUAGGACUGUCUCGCUGUGAACAAACUAAUGAAACCUUCAAUCAGGCUGGGGCAUCUGCAAGUUUAACCAGUCAAAGUACUGAUAAUAUGAUGAAUAACAUUGUUUCUGGUGAUAAACUAAAAGGAUUAACUUCUGAGAAUAAUUUUAAACAAACAAAUUCACCCUCCACUUCCGGAUUUAAAUUAAAACAACCAUCAAUGUUGCUGAAGAGUUUAAGUUCAUCUGUUCAUAAUGAUGUGGGUCCAUCUACCAAUAAAACAUUUCCAUCCACUAAUGAGAAUUCUUUUGUAAGAGCUUCUGACUACAAUAGUUCUGAAAAUUUAACUCCAAGUAAUCCUGGUAACAGCAGUGUUUUUGAAUUGUCUACUAAUACCGCUCUAACUUCUGAAAACUUCAGUCAGGUCAGGUCAUCCUCAAAUUUGACCAGUAAAAGUAGUGAUAAUCUAAUGAAUAGCACUAUUUCUGAUGAUAAGCUAAAAGGAUUAACUUCUGAGGAUAAUUUUAAACAAAUAAAAUCACCCUCCACUUCCGGAUUUAAAUUAAAACAACCUUCAAUGUUACUAAAAAGUUUAAAUUCAUCUGGUUUUACUGAUGAGAGUCCAUCUAUAAAUAAAACAUUUCCAUCUAAUAACGAAAAUUCUUCUGUGAGAUCUUCUGGAUUUAAAAGUUCUGAAAUAACAAAUGUCUGUAAUUUUAAUAAAGAUUUUUCAGUUAAAGAAAACUUUGAAAGUUAUGUGCCUAAAAACUCAAUUGGUUUAAGUGCUUUAAAAAAUGACAGUUUUAAAAAUAAUUUAUCAGAAAGUUUGACAACUGCUACACCUAAGUCAUCAACCAUUACUGAUUAUGAGCCCAGCACUCAAUAUACUCCUGUAUUUUCCAAGCCUGUGAAACCAUUAAACAUCUCACAGACGUCUCUAGGUUACAAUGAAAGUCCCAAGGAUUUUGAGCCUACAAUUUCCAGCUUUGGAAAUGUUAAUAUAAGUAGUACUAAAGAAUUUAGCUCUACUAAUUAUCCCCAUUCAGCUGAAAUGAUGAAGGUAUUCCGUACCAAAUUUGGACUUCAUAAAUUUCGGCCUAACCAGAUGGAAGCCAUUAAUGCUGCCAUGCUAAACUAUGACUGCUUCAUACUGAUGCCUACUGGUGGAGGAAAGUCACUUUGUUACCAACUGCCUGCUAUUUUAAGUAAAGGCACUACCAUUGUCAUAUCUCCACUCAAGUCACUCAUUUUCGAUCAAACUGAAAAAUUGAAAUCUCUUGAUAUUAAUGCAGCUUGUCUUACGAGUGAAGCAAGUCUUACUGAAGCUAACAGAAUAUAUCACCAUUUAAGUGUUAACAAAAAUCAAACAGAUAUCAAGCUACUUUUUGUUACUCCUGAGAAAAUAUCAAAUAGUGACAGAUUGAACAGUGUUUUUGAGACCAUGUACAAUAAUGGUCUUCUUUCUAGAUUUGUUAUUGAUGAAGCACACUGUGUUUCACAAUGGGGCCAUGAUUUCAGGCCUGAUUACAAACGGCUCUCACUGCUGAGAACGAAAUACCCUAAUGUUCCUAUAAUGGCUCUUACGGCUACCGCUACACCUCGAGUUAGAAAAGACAUUCUUCAUCAACUUUCCUUGAAGGAACCCAAGUGGUUUUUGUCAAGUUUUGACAGACCUAAUUUAAAAUAUGAAGUACGAAACUUAAGUGGUAAAGCUGCUCUGUUAGAAGUCUUAGGUCUUCUUAAAACAAGGUUUGCCAAAGAUUGUGGUAUUAUAUAUUGCCUUUCUCGAAAUGACUGCGAUUCUCUCGCUCAUAAUUUGAAGCUUAAUCAGAUUAAGGCUGCUGCAUACCAUGCAGGACUCAGCGAUGACCAGCGCUGCACUGUACAAACGAAGUGGAUUACUGAUAAAAUACAGGUUGUAUGUGCUACUAUUGCAUUUGGAAUGGGAAUCGAUAAACCAGAUGUGCGUUAUGUCAUUCACUAUUCUUUACCAAAAUCAUUAGAAGGUUAUUAUCAGGAAGCUGGAAGAGCUGGUAGGGAUGGAGACCGAGCAAAUUGUCUACUGUAUUAUAGUUAUAAGGACAUGCACCGCAUUAGGAAGAUUAUUGAGAUGGACCGUGAUGGAACUGAAGCAUCAAAAAAGACUCAUUUAGACAAUUUGUGGAAAAUGGUCAGGUUCUGUGAAAAUAAAACAGAGUGUAGAAGAGUUAUGCAGCUUAAUUAUUUUGGUGAACAGUUCAGUAGAGAACAAUGUAGAUCACGUCCAAGUACAGCUUGUGACAAUUGUCUUAGCAAGGACGAAUACAAUGUUGAAGAUGUAACCUCAAUUGCCAAAGAAUUAGUUUCUGCUGUCAAAGAAGUUUGUGGUGAUGUUAGAACCAGUUCAUGGGGAAGCAACUUUACCUAUCUUCAUAUCAUAGAUAUUUUUAAAGGAAGUGCUUCUAAAAAAGUAAUCCAGAGUGGUCACAAUAAAUUGCGACUUCAUGGUCUUGGUAAAUCGUGGAACAGAGUUGACAGCGAGAGAUUGAUUCAUAAGCUGACCCUUGAUGGCUAUUUAGGUGAAAUUCAUGUUGCAUCGAAGGAUGGGAUAGUAAAUGCCUACGUCAAGGUUGGCCCUAAAGCAGAUCUGCUGAUACAAGGUAAAGCUAAGGUAGAACUACCUAUGAAAAAGGAUAGCAGCAAUGGAAAAGGGAAGGGGGCUGUGGCUUCUACGAGUUCUACGAAAGAUGCAGAGACAGAAAAUGAGGAGGUUAAAAAGAUAGAAGAUGCAUGCUACGCUGCUCUCAGGGAAAAAGUUAGAGAGAUAGCUCUACAGUUGCAUGUUUCUACUAAUUCUGUUAUGACAGCUGAGGCUUUGAAAGCUAUGUCCCAGUCGUUACCUGAGACUGAAGAAGAAAUGCUUAAUGUUGUUGGAGUAACAAAAGCGAAUUUCGAUAAAUAUGGUCAACAGCUCUUGGAAAUUAUUUCAGAAUAUGCUUUUGCUAGAGACGUUUUGCUGUGUGAAAGAGCAAAUAAAGAAACUGAAGAAGCAGGUCCAUCAGGUGAAUCAUGGGAAAGCUCUCCGUAUUUCGAAUCUCCUGUUUCUGUACAGAUUGGAACGAAGAGAAAAGGAAGAUUCAGAGGUCGAGGGCGAGCUAAAAGGGCUAGGGGCAGGAGCACCUCUUCCGCUGGUUCUUCAACAAGGAGCGUUACUCGACGAAAUUUUAAAGGGGCUAAGAAAAAGCCAUCGCCAAAGAAGAAAGCCGUUGGCAGUGGUAGUAGAGGUAGAGGUAGAGGGGUAUACAUUCCUCUUCCUAAGUUCUGAAAUAUUCACCAAUUUAGUUUGGUUAAGCCUUAUUGUAAAUAUAUAUAUUUUAUAGACUGGUUUGUGAAGUUUUUGUAUUGUAAAAAACAAUUGUUAUCAGGAGUUCAAUAAUUUGUAAAGUGUACAGUCUAACUUUCAUUUCAAAUGUACUUACUUAUCGAAACAUUUUUGUUUAAACAGGUGUUGACAAGUUUUAUAACAGAUUACCUCAAUAAUGUAAAUUAUUCUGAAAAUAGUUUGUUUUAUUUAUAUAUAAUUUUAAAUUACAGUUAAUAGAUUAAAUAGUAAGGAGUGAUUUCAUCCAUAUAAAUAGUUACAUCUAUUUUAUGUAUUUUAUGUGUAUAUUUAUUUUUAUAAAAUUUUCUUAAGAAAGCUAAAGUUUAUU
Molecule: messenger RNA, 5121 nt
Organism: Nezara viridula (southern green stink bug)
Lineage: Eukaryota; Metazoa; Arthropoda; Insecta; Hemiptera; Pentatomidae
Source: the annotation of a GenBank genome assembly